This is a messenger RNA of Clupea harengus (Atlantic herring), 3511 nucleotides long. It is a transcript of the gene uba6, whose product is annotated as ubiquitin like modifier activating enzyme 6. The record is from RefSeq and is a predicted model, not a curated record. NCBI's taxonomy places the organism in Eukaryota, Metazoa, Chordata, Actinopteri, Clupeiformes, Clupeidae. Gene Ontology annotation, cellular component: SUMO activating enzyme complex; cytoplasm. Gene Ontology annotation, biological process: protein sumoylation. Gene Ontology annotation, molecular function: SUMO activating enzyme activity.
AAACCCGGAAGUAGUUGAGCUUCUUAGCCAUUCACGGCCAUUCAUUUGUUGCUGCUACCGCGUAUGGAGCUUCUCGUACACUGACAGGAUCCUCCAGUAGAACCCUGAUAUCCCCCCAUCCCCUUUCAACAUGGCCACAGACUCAAUGGAGAUUGAUGAUUCGCUGUACAGUCGACAGCGGUAUGUUCUUGGAGACAGAGCCAUGCGACAGAUGGCUCAGUCUUCAGUGUUUCUAAGUGGACUCGGUGGUGUAGGAGUGGAGAUAGCAAAGAACAUAGUCCUGGCUGGAAUUAAGGCUGUAACACUUCAUGAUACAAAAGUGUGCGAGACGUGGGAUCUGGGCACCAAUUUCUUUGUUCGAGAGGAAGAUGUUCACAAUCAGAGAAGCAGAGUGGAGGCGGUGUAUCCUCGUGUCGCUGAGCUGAACCCGUAUGUGCAGGUGGGCGUGUCUGCCUGUCCACUGGAGGACAGCACUGACCUGAGCUUCCUCAAGGGCUACCAGUGUGUGGUGUUGACAGAUGCUCGGUUGAACCUACAAAAGAGAGUGAAUGAAUUCUGCCACUCCCAACAGCCGGCAAUCACAUUUAUUAGCUGUGAGGUGCUGGGGGUGUGUGCACGUGUCUUCUGUGACUUUGGGGAGGAGUUUGAGGUCUCCGAUGCCACAGGGGAGGAGGCAAAGGAGCUGUUCAUACAGAAUAUAACUCAGGCUAACCCAGGGGUCGUGACCUGCAUGGAUGGACGAAGUCAUGGGCUGCAGACGGGGCAGACUCUUGUGUUUAGAGAAAUCAACGGCAUGCAUGCUCUCAACAACACACACCAGAAAGUCACAGCACUGUCCCCACACAGUUUUUCAAUUGGAGAUACAUCCACCCUUCUCCCCUACACUCACGGAGGAAUCUGCCGCCUAGUCAAAACACCUCAGACCUUCCACUUUGAGACGAUGGAGAGGCAGUUGUGUGACCCUCUGGUGUUGACUGCAGACUUCAGUAAACCAGACGCUCCUCUCCAGACCCAUGUGGCCAUGUUGGCUCUUGAUGCCUUCCAGGAGCAGCACAGACGUCUGCCUAACAUUGGGUGUUUUCAGGAUGCUGAGGUUUUACUCAGGCUCACAGAGGAGGUCAACGAGACACUCACCAACAGGGUGUGUGUGAACCAGGACCUGGUGCGGUGUCUGUCUCGGUGUGCUCAGGGAUGUCUGCCUCCUCUGGCAGCAGCAGUGGGGGGCUUUGCCAGUCAGGAGGUUCUGAAGGCCCUCACGGGGAAGUUCACCCCACUCCAGCAAUGGUUCUACCUUGAUGCCAUCGAAGUGGUGCGGCCACUGCAGUCUCUACCGGUCGAGGAGUUUAUGCCCAGGGGCGACCGGUAUGACGCUCUGAGGACGUGUGUGGGAGAAUCUCUCUGUCAGGAGCUGCACAAGCUCAGGCUCUUCAUGGUGGGCUGCGGGGCCAUUGGCUGUGAGAUGUUGAAGAACUUGGCGCUGCUUGGGGUCGGCCUAGCCGAAUGUUCAGGGGAGGUGUGUAUAACAGAUCCUGACCUGAUAGAAAAGUCCAACCUCAACAGACAGUUCCUCUUCCGGCCGCACCACAUCCAGAAACCCAAGAGCACCACGGCUGCCAUGGCAACCCUUGACAUCAACCCCGGCCUGAGUGUGGAUGCUCACCUGAACAAGGUGUACCCGGCCACAGAAGAUAUCUACAGCGACACCUUCUUCUCCAACCUGCACACGGUCAUCACCGCUCUGGAUAAUGUGGAGGCCCGUCGAUACGUGGACAGUCGCUGCGUGUCCAAUCAGAAAGCUAUGCUGGACUCCGGUACCAUGGGAACGAAAGGGCACACAGAGAUCGUUGUUCCAAACCUGACUGAAUCCUACAACAGCCAUAGGGACCCACCUGAAGAGGAGAUUCCAUUUUGCACAUUAAAGUCUUUUCCUGCUGUCAUAGAACACACUAUUCAAUGGGCCAGAGACAAGUUUGAGAGCUCCUUCACCCACAAGCCCUCCAUGUUCACCAUGUUCUGGCAGAACUACUCUUCAGCAGAGGAUGUGCUCCAGCGGAUGAAGUCAGGGGAGAGUCUGGAGGGCGCAUUUCAGGUGGUGAAGCUCUUGAGCCGACGGCCGAUACGCUGGGACCAUUGUGUGUCGCUAGCACGCCAUAAAUUCGACAAGUACUUCAAGAGAAAGGCUUUGCAGCUUCUUCACUCCUUUCCCUUAGACACACGAUUGAAAGAUGGAUCUCUGUUCUGGCAGUCUCCCAAACGUCCUCCCUGUCCUAUAGAGUUUGAUGCCAGUGAUCCACUGCAUGUUAGUUUUAUAGUGAGCACGGCUAGACUUUAUGCUGGAAUCUACAACAUCCACUAUUCACAAAAGGAUGUUUCACCAGAUGCAGUAUCUGCAGUUCUGGCUGAAGUGCAGGUUCCGGAGUAUAAACCAGCAGAUAAGAGCAUAGAAACAGAUGAGAGUGCUAAGAAGCCUGAACAACUGAAAUUGACUGUCAGUAGUGAAGAGGAGAGAGAGGCCAUAACACAACUAGAGGAGGUCAUAAACGCCCAUACUUUAACUCCAGAGUAUUUACGAAUGAGGCCACUGAUCUUUGAGAAAGACGAUGACUCUAACGGGCACGUGGACUUUGUGACCGCCGCCUCAGCGCUCAGGGCUCAGAUGUACGCCAUCAAACCCGCCGACCGCUUCACCACCAAACGCAUCGCCGGCAAAAUCAUCCCAGCCAUUGCUACAACGACCGCAGCCGUAGCGGGCCUGGUGGCUCUGGAACUUAUAAAGGUUGCAGGAGGUUAUGAGUUUGACGCGUUCAAAAACUGUUUCUUUAACCUGGCCAUUCCAGUCAUGGUGAUGACAGAGAUGGCACCCGUCAAGAAAACAUACAUCAGAGAGCAUAUCUCAUUUUCCAUCUGGGAUCGCUGGAACAUUCAUGGUCAUGAGGACUUCACCCUUAAUGACUUCAUCAGUGCAGUCCGGGAGAAGUAUGGAGUGGAGCCUACAAUGGUUGUGCAUGGAGUAAAGAUGCUGUAUGUUCCAGUGAUGCCUGGCCAUAACAAGAGACUGAAAUUCACGAUGCUAAAACUGGUGAAGCCUGCAGCUGAGCGGCGCUACGUGGACCUGACCAUGUCCUUCGCUCCCGAGACCGAUGGUGACGAGGAUCUGCCUGGCCCUCCCGUGCGCUAUCACUUUAGCCCCGCCCCCUGACCUCUGACCCCCCCCCUAGCCCGCAGCCUGAGGACCACUAGCAGAGAUGCGCUCAACCUCCCAUCACCGACCACUAACUGUAUAUAGUUCCUCCUUUUUUUGUACGGUUUAUUAUCAUUUGGCGCGGAGAGCCUGGACUGAUGCCUUACCUUUGUGCUUUAACUGCUCAGAAGAGUGGCUGCUGAUUCACUUGUUUGUGAUAAUCAGAAGAUCAAAGUGAACACGCUGUUAACACACCAGUGCCUCCAGGCAGGGGUGCUGGUGGGAGGUGGGGGGUGGGGGCGUGCAGUGAUUUGCUACAGGAAGGAAGGA